Molecule: messenger RNA, 1509 nt
Organism: Xenopus laevis (African clawed frog)
Lineage: Eukaryota; Metazoa; Chordata; Amphibia; Anura; Pipidae
Gene: psmd6.S
Product: proteasome 26S subunit, non-ATPase 6 S homeolog
Biological process (GO): proteasome-mediated ubiquitin-dependent protein catabolic process
Cellular component (GO): proteasome regulatory particle
Source: RefSeq, marked provisional
CGAGCCGGUAUUCUUUCUCUGUCUCCGCUGCUGCUGCCGCUGUCGGUGCCGAGAUGCCGCUGGAGAACCUGGAUGAGGAGGGGCUGCCCAAGAACCCGGAUCUCCGCAUCGCGCAGCUCAAGUUCCUGCUGAGUCUCCCCGAGCACCGCCGGGAUGUGCCGCUCCGCACUGAACUCAUGGAGGCGGUGACUGUGAAUAAUAUGGCUCCGUAUUACGAGGGUCUGUGCAAACAUCUGGACUGGACGGUGGACACGGAGCUGCUGAAUAAAAUGAAGAAAGCCAACGAGGAGGAGCUGAAGAGGCUGGACGAUCAGCUGGAAGAUGCAGAGAAGAAUUUGGGGGAGAGCGAAAUCCGGGACGCAAUGAUGGCCAGAGCCGAGUAUUUGUGCAGAAUCGGCAACAAGGAUGGGGCCCUCACUGCCUUUCGGAAGACUUAUGAUAAGACUGUGGCCCUUGGGCACCGCUUGGAUAUUGUGUUUUACCUCCUGAGGAUCGGCCUGUUCUAUAUGGACAACGAUCUCAUCACCCGAAACACAGAGAAAGCCAGAAGUCUCAUAGAGGAAGGCGGAGACUGGGACCGGCGGAAUCGUUUGAAGGUGUAUCAGGGCCUGUACUGUGUGGCCAUCAGAGACUUCAAGCAAGCGGCCGACCUCUUCCUGGACACGGUCUCCACAUUCACAUCGUAUGAACUGAUGGACUACAAAACCUUCGUCACUUACACCGUGUAUGUCAGUAUGAUUGCCCUCGACCGGCCAGACCUCAGAGAGAAGGUUAUUAAAGGAGCAGAGAUCCUAGAGGUGCUACACAGUUUGCCCACAGUCCGGCAGUAUCUGUUCUCACUGUACGAGUGUCGCUACUCCGUCUUCUUCCAGUCCCUGGCUGCUGUGGAACAGGAACUGAAGAAGGACUGGCUGUUUGCCUCUCACUAUCGCUACUACGUGAGGGAGAUGCGGAUCCAGGCGUACGGUCAGCUGCUCGAGUCCUACCGCUCACUAACACUGGGGUACAUGGCCGAGGCUUUUGGUGUCGGAGUGGAGUUCAUAGACCAGGAACUCUCCAGGUUUAUAGCGGCGGGACGGUUACACUGCAAGAUCGACAAAGUCAACGAGAUCGUAGAGACCAACCGACCCGACAGCAAGAACUGGCAGUACCAAGAGACGAUAAAGAAGGGCGACCUGUUACUGAACCGAGUACAGAAGCUCUCCCGGGUCAUCAACAUGUAGCUCCUCGCGGCGUCGCUUCGAUUUCCUUUUUUUAUUAUUGCGGGAGAAUUGGAUUGAGGUGUAGAAACCCGACUGGAGCCGUGUAUAAUAUCCCGUCUUAUUACUCCCUGUUGUGUGACGUGUACCAAGGCCUGUAGUUAGGGGGUUUUUACGGUUUUACAGAACGUAAACAAUCCAGCGAUUGCUAAAAGAAGACAAAAAAUAAAAAAAACAGUAAAAAAAAAAAAAAAAAGGAAAACUAUAUCUAUAAAUAAAAAACAAAAAAUAAAUCUAUUCUCUUUCCCAG